AUGUCUUUACUAAAACUGCCAGUGACUUUGACCAACACUAUAGAAGUUCAGAAUAAAUGGCUAGAAAUACUGCAACAUGCUGAAGAAAUAGUUGAAGAGGACGCUGAGUAUCUGCAUCAUGCCGAAAAGGGGAUGCGUUUGAAGGAGCGCGCGCUACCACCGGAAAUUCUCGGCAGAAAUUACGCUAAAUAUUGUGAUCUGAUCAACAAGCUAUAUGAUGCUUACCUCAACAGUGUUCAUCUUCAGAGAGCACCUUAUAUACAGGAAAUUAUCAAUGUCUGUAUUAAAAGGAUGUAUGAGCUGAGAACUGAACUGACACACGUGAUAGUCAACGAUUAUAUCUAUGUUGAUGGUGCUUUGACGCAGAUGAGAUUGACUCCAGCUGAUAUACAGAUAGUAGUUCCUUAUCAUUUCCCUCUGGAAUCGAGGAGUGAGAAUGUGGAACAGGCCUUGCAGAAGAUGUGGACAGAAGCCAUUAGGAGAAAGAAGAAGAGGGAGAGACCAAAGAAGGUAAAGCCACCACCACCAGUACAAAGAGACAGCUGGUUGCUACCACCAGCUCCCACGGUCGCUGAGGAUGCUGCUAAUGCUGAGCCUGAGGAGUCGGAAGAAGAAGAAGAGACUCCACCUCCAAGUGUCCACACACUGAUUCCUGAAAUAUUCAUACAGACUCUUACAAUUCAGCGGCAUGAAAGAUUCAGACAAUGGAGAAUGGCAGACCUUAGAUCUCAAGCAGCCAAGCGAACGGCUUUUCAUCUAGAAAAACACCCAGACGCACCGAUAGAGAUGAAGAUGAAAGCUGGCAGGUUGAUACAGAAGGUUUACAGGGAGUACAUGAAAAUAAAGCGAGAAAGAGUAAAAGAUACAAAGAGAGAUAUCUUACUAGGACUCAUACCAGACCCGUUUAGAAGUGGGCCCAGUUUCUUUGAAGAAAAUAAUAAGGUGUACGAAAGACGUAGACAGACAAGACUGAAGAUUACUAAGGCAUAUCUGAAAGAGCUAGAGAGGGAGAACAUCAGGCUGCUGACCUUCAGAAAAGGAGACCAGAUUGAUGACAUCACGGAUGAGAUCAGGACCUGGUUUAAGGAAUGGUUCUACGGCUACAAUUACUUUCCCGAAUUCCCGUACGAGAUCGAAGGUGGAACGAUACUAGUGGUCAGAGGGGAUUUCCCAACUGUGCAGGAGAAGUUGGAAGAUGAUGAGAAGAAGCUUGCCGAGUCGAAAGGAAGGACGCCAGACCAGAUAAAAGAAGAAAAAGCCCGAGCGAAAGAGGAUGCAAAACUAAAGGCCCAGUUAGCGAAAGAAGCGAAGAAGAAGGAAGAAGAGACCUUAGUGAAGGCCAGAUGUAAUCCAUUCACUGAUCCUGGGUACAGGCUACAGGAGUCUCAUGUCAUGCACAGUUUGAUGGAGGCUUUAAGAAACUAUCGAUCAUCAUGGUCACUAUUUGACGAGUUACCAGCGGAGAACUAUGGAGAUGUCAUCUACGGUUAUAUGAAGCCACUCCUCACUGAGGAGUUAAUGAAGGAAAUCCAUCUGGACUGCAGGAAAUAUGUCGAUGAGUUGAUGAGGUUAGACCUCAAAAUGCUGAUUAAAAUGCAUCAGCAGGACUUCAAGAAGAUAGGCUGGAAGUACCCCAAGAUCAAACCUAGGAAGAAACCAAAAAAACCCCCAGUUCAUAAACCCUUAAUUUUUGAUGAAAAGCUGCUCAAAAAUUCAGAGGGUCUCUUCGACAUAGGCAUAGUUACAAAGCCAACUACAAAACUUCAUGAUAUUAUUGGUGAUACAAGCUAUGCAGCUUACGAGUUUAACAUAAGGGAUCCGGAUGCCACGUAA
Molecule: messenger RNA, 1833 nt
Organism: Helicoverpa zea (corn earworm)
Lineage: Eukaryota; Metazoa; Arthropoda; Insecta; Lepidoptera; Noctuidae
Product: IQ and AAA domain-containing protein 1-like
Exons: 14
Coding region: 1-1833 (610 amino acids)
Source: RefSeq, a predicted model, not a curated record